Epinephelus moara (kelp grouper) is the source of this 8851-nucleotide messenger RNA. RefSeq lists its product as uncharacterized. The transcript has 2 exons. The coding region runs from base 2127 to 3794 and encodes 555 amino acids. NCBI's taxonomy places the organism in Eukaryota, Metazoa, Chordata, Actinopteri, Perciformes, Serranidae. The record is from RefSeq and is a predicted model, not a curated record.
CCUGUUUGAGCCGGAGCAUACAGAUGAGGAACUUAGAUGCUGAGCGGGCGAGAAGAGAGGUUGAAUCCUCCGCUCACAUUUUGCUCCUCCUUCUUCCUUCCUUCCGCUGUCUUCGUUGGUUUAUUUAUACACGCGAAACACGUUCUCUGGCUGGCUGGAUUGUCCGCUCGGUCUGCCGUACAUACAUGGCGGCGCAAGAUGGCGACCUCUCUAAAGCAUUGUACACUUAUAUAAACAUAUUAAUGGGUAGAAUAUUCAGAUUCAGAUUUGAUAAUAAACCAGGCCAAAUAUUACACACUGGCCCUUUAAAGGCUCAUGUUUGGAUUUAUUCAAAACUCAAUAUCAAGAUCAAUAGGGAAAUUGAAAGACAAACUGGUCUAUUAACUAUUACUAUAUCGUACAAAUUAGUAUAAUUAGGCCAUAAUGAAGUGUUAAAUAGAAGAAGAAAGUAAAAAAGUAAAUUAUGAUGUUAAAAUUGCAUUCAAAAAUGAAAAAUGAAAUUAAAAUUCCAAAAAUGGAAAAUAGAAAAGCUUCAAUGUAAAAGUUGUAGCAUGUAAUGUACAGGAAAAACAAAAACAUAUAAGACAAUUUAAAAGGAAAAAUGAGCUUUGUCAUUUUUCAGGCAUUGUUUUUUGACUGAAAAGAAUAGAUGGCAGUGCAAAAUAUGAGAUUUUUCAUUUCAAUGCAAAAAAGUGAAACAAAAAGUGUGUAAGGGGGACAGAUAACCACCUAAAUCUAUAUUUGAAAUAACUCUUCUCUUAAUCUAUUUUCACCUGUACUCUACAAAUUUUGACAUGCACAUGAAUCUAAGAGCUUCAGACGCCAUCAGAGACCAUCAGGGAAUAUCAGAGACCAUCAAAGGCCAUCAGAGACCACCAGAGACCAUCAGAGACCACCAGAGACCAUCAGAGAUCAUCAGAGGACAUCAGAGAUCAUCAGACACCAUAGGAAAACAACAGAAACCAUCAGAGACUAUCAGAGGUUAUCAGAGACUAUAAGAGACCAUGAGAGACUACAGGAGACGAUCAGAUGCCAUCAGAUCCUAUCACAGGCCACAAGAGACCAUGAGAAACCAGCUGAGACCAUCAGAAGCCAUUAGAAGCCACCAGAUACGAUCAGAGAUCACCAGAAAAUGUCAUAGGCCAUCACAGACCACCAGAGGCCAUUAGAAACCAUCAGAUGACAUCAGAGGACAUUAAAGAGCAUUAGAGACCAUUUGAGAUGAUCAGAGGCCAUCAGAGACCAUCACAGAUCAUCAAAGAGUAUCAGAGAUCAUCAAAGACGACCAGAGACCAUCAGAGACCAUCAGAGGAAAUCAGAGAUCAGAGGAAAUCAGAGACAAUCAGAGGCCAUCAAAUGACACCAGAGACCAUCAGAGGCCAUCAGAAGCCACCAGUUACUGACUAUUAAAGAGUAUCAGAGACGACCCCACACCACCAGAGACUAUCAUAGGCUUUCAGACACAUUAGAGAGUAUCAGAGACCAUCAGAGGCCAUCAGAGGUCAUCAGAAGCCACCAGUUAUGAUCAGGGACUAUCAAAGACGAUCACAGAUCACCGGAGAAUAUCAGAGGCCAUCAGAGACCAUCAGAGGCUAUCAGAGACAUAAGGGGCCACUAGAGACCACCAGAGACCUUUGAGAUGAUCAGAGGCCAUCAGAGACCAUCACAGAUGAUCAAAGGGUAUCCAAGACCAUCAAAGAUGAUCAGAGGCCAUCAGAGGAAAUCAGAGACCAUCAGAAGCCACCAGAUACCAUCUGAGACUAUCAGAGACCACCAUAGAUCUCCAGAGAGUAUCACAAGCCAUCAGAGGCCAUCAGAUGCCGUCAGAGAUGAUCACUCACCACCAGAGACCAUCAGAGGCUAUCAGAGACCACCAGAGGCCAUCAGAGACCAUCAGGAGACAUCAGAAGCCACCAUAGACCAUCAGAGGCCAUCAAGGGCCACCACAGACCAUCAGAGACGACCAGAAAACCUAAGAGACCAUCAGAGCUCAGGAAAGAGUAUCAGAGACAAUCGCACACCACCAGAGACUAUCAUAGGCUUUCAGAGACAUUAGAGAGUAUCAGAGAUCAUUAGAGACCAUCAGAUGCAAUCAGAGGCCAUCAGAGAUCAUUAGAGACCAUCAGAUGCCAUCAGAGGCCAUCAGAGAUGAUCGCUCACCACCAGAGACCAUCAGAGGCUAUCAGAGACCACCAGAGGCCACCAGAGACCACCAGGAGACAUCAGAUGACAUCAGAAGCCACCAGAGACCAUCAGAGGUCAGCAGAGACCAUCAGAGACAAUCACAUACCACCAGAGACAAUCAUAGGACUUCAGAGACAUUGGAGAGUGUCAGAGACCAUAAGACGUCAUCAUGGACCAUCAGGGACUAUCAGAGACCAUCACAGAUCACCACAGAGUAUCAGAAGCCGUCAGAGACCAUCAGAGGCAAUCAAAAGACAGCAGACACCAUCAGCGAUGAUUUCACACCAACAGAAACCAUGGUGUUGAUCAGCAAGAUGGCGCCUGUCUGUAUGGCUGGCCGUCUGCUGCUCCCACUUUGGCUGGCAUUUUUGUUGUUUUUAAUCCUUGGCACUGUACAGAUGAAGUUUCUGCCGGUGUAUGAUCGCCAAUCCCUCUUAGAUCUGAGACAUAAUGUCAGAGAUCUAGGUGUAUUUGAUCACGGUGGACAGAAAACUCUGCCCCCACUCCUGUCGGAAAUCCCGACUCACCUUUACCGGGCCUCGGCUCUACCUCCUUGGCGGAAGCGUCUCCGUCGCUGCGGUAAACGCGGCGGUUGGCUGGUGAAGCUGAAGGUCUGCCUGGCACGAUCUUUGUCCAUUUCCCGGUCAGAACAUGGAUUAUCCCUUCCCUUCGCUGUGCCCCGGCGUUUCCUGGACCCGAUCGAUGCCUGCCUGGUACCUGUCUGGUUGAGGGAUUCCGGCCCCGCCGCCCCUGCUCUCCCCGGCUCUCUCAGAAUCACGGUGAAUCUCCGGAACCUGAAGACACUGCUCCGGGCUCCCCGAUCCGCCGAAACACAGGCCCCGGCUCCUGCCAGGAUUGGCCUGGUAAAUGCCAGAUCACUGGCAAACAAAACUUUUAUCCUGAGGGAUUUCUUCAGCUCCCGUGGCCUGGAUUUUCUCUGUGUGACAGAGACUUGGAUCGGUGCUGGUGAGUGCAGCGCUCUUGUCGAACUUUUACUGGCUGGUUGUUCUUAUUUUAACUCCCAGCGGACGACUGUUUAUAAAACUGACUUUAAAUGUAAGCAGUGCGCUGUGUCAUUUUCCUUCUCCAGCUUCGAAGCGACUUUAUUUGAGGUGGGUCGCUCUGACCCGGUGAUGUGCGCUGUCAUCUACCGGCCCCCCAAGUACAAUAAGGACUUUGUGAAAGACUUUUCGGAUUUUCUGGCUGAAAUCAUGCCAAACUACGAUCGUGUCCUUUUUCUUGGGGAUUUUAAUAUUCAUGUGUGCUGUCCUGAUAAGCCGUUGGUGAAGGACUUUUUAAGCCUUAUUGACUCUUUUAAUUUGGUGCAGUGUGUGUCUGGUCCCACACACGAACAUGGUCAUACAUUAGAUCUCGUUCUUUCUCAUGGUUUGUCUGUAUUUAACUUGGAGAUCUGUGAAAAUGUCGUUUCUGAUCAUAUGCCCGUAUUGUUUGAAGUUGGUUUCUCUUGUACUGCAGUUGAAUCUUGCACUCCUGCUCAGCGCUGUUGGACUUUUAACCCUUCCACUGCUGGUCAGUUGUCUGCUGCAUUCAACCAGCUCUGUGUCCCCUCUGACUCAAUGCCUGCUAACAUGGAGGAGCUCAGCUCCUGAUUCCACUCCUCCUGCCGAACCAUUCUGGACUCUGUGGCUCCAUUAAAAACAACGCAGCCUAAAGUGAAACCCGAGCCCUGGUUCAGUGACAGAACUCGUGCAGCUCGACGGGAGUGCCGCAAAGCUGAACGCAGGUGGAAGAAGGACAAGCUGCAUGUUUCAAUCUAAAUCUUAAAGGACUGUUGGCAUCGUUAUCAGAACACUGUUAAAGAAACCAAAAGAGAAUACUUGUCAAACCUCAUUGUGUCAAAUAGCCAUAACCCUCAUGUGUUACUCAAAACCAUUGACUCUGUUUUAAAUGCCCCACAGUCUGUCUGCUUGGAAGCAUCCCCUGAGCUGUGCAAUAACUUCCUGCACUCUUUCAUUGACAAGGUUGUUAACACAAGGGCUCUCAUUUCAGCUCCUGCCUCUGACCCCUCUGUCUCUGUCCCUUGCCCGGCUGUGCUUGAUAAAUUUGAGCUUGUGACUUUGUCAUUUUCAGAGGAUGUGGUUGGCCAUAUCAAGCCAUCAGGUUCCCCUUAUGUGCUGCUGAAGAAGAGAGAUGCUUUCUCCCUACAGCCGUUUCUGUCAUGUCUUGAUGACAUUAAAGCCUGGAUGGCCUUAAACUUUGUCAAAUUUCAAUGAAAAGAAAACAGAGAUGAUGGUGUUUGGUCCAAAUGGCUCUAUAUGGCACUAUAUGUGAAGCCAACAGUUUCUAACUUGGGUUUUAAGAUGGACAGUGAUUUUAAAUUGGAGCGUCAAAUUAGUGCAGUAGUUAAGUCCAGCUUCUUUCACCUUAGGCAGCUGGCAAAGGCGAAGCCUUUUCUUGCACAACAGCACUUUGAAAUAGUAAUCCAUGCCUUCAUCACGUCCCGGCUGGAUUACUGUAAUGCACUUUAUUUUGGAGUCAGCCAGUCUUCCCUCGCACGUCUUCAGUUGGUUCAGAACGCUGCUGCUCGGCUCUUAACUGGAGCACGUAAGAGCGAACAUAUUACGCUCAUUCUGGCCUCCCUCCACUGGCUGCCUGUGCACUUUAGAGUUCAUUUUAAGAUUCUUUUAUUAGUUUUUAAAUCUUUCAAUGGUCUCGCCCUGCCUUACCUCUCUGCUUCAUCCCUACGCUCCUGCUCUGUGUCUCAGGUCAGCUGAUCAGCUGCUCCUGGAUGUAUCGAGGUCUAAGCGGAAGCUCAGAGGGGGCAGAGCCUUUUCUGUAGCGGCUUCCAGAUUGUGGAACGAUUUACCUCUCCACAUUAGACUGGCCCCCUCACUGUCCGUUUUUAAAACCAGUCUUAAAACCCAUUUUUGCUCCUUGGUUUUUAACCCAGCGUGAGACUCUGCUCUUGUUUUACUGUUUUAUUGUUUUUAUUAUUCGUCUUAUGUUUUUAUUUUUGUACAGCACUUUGUUUUAGCUGUGCAUGUUUUUAAAGUGCUCUAUAAAUAAAGUUGAGUUGAGAAACCAUCAGAGGCUAUCAGAGACAUUAGAGAGUAUCAGAGACCAACAGAGGUCAUCAGAGACCAACAGAACCAUCACAGAUCAUCAAAGAGUAUCAGAGACCAUCAGAAGCCACCAGUUACAAUCAGAGACUAUCAAAGACAAUCACAGAUCACCGGAAGAUAUCAGAGGACAUCAGAGACCACCAGAGGUCAUCAGAGGCUAUUAGAGACAUUAGAGAGCAUGCAAGACCACCAGACACCACCGGAGGCCAUUUGAAAUUAUCAGAGACCACCAGGGACCAUGAGAGGCCAUCAGAGACCGUCAGAGACUAUCAGAGGCCACUGGAGACCAUCACUCAUCAUCCUAAAGUAUCAGAGACCAUCAGAGACUAACAGAGAACACCACAUAUCAUCAAUGAGUAUUAGAGACCGUCAGAGGCCAUCAGAGACCACCAGAGGCCAUCAGGGACCACCAGAGACCAUCAGAGACCAUCAGAGUUCAUCAGAGUCCACCAGAGGCCAUCAGAGGCCAUCAGGGACCACCAGAGACCAUCAGAGAUAAUCAGAUACCACCAGAGGCCAUCAGAGUAUCAGAGACCACCAGAGAGUAUCACAGAUUAUCAGAAAGUAUCAGAGACCAUCAGAUACCACCAGAGAUCAGCAGAGGCCAUCGAAGACUAUCACAGACUGACACAGAUCAUCAGAGACAAUCAGAGCCCACCACAGAUUGCAAAUUUGCGGGCAUUUUGUUUUCAUGUUGUAAGGCUGGUGUAGGCUAAUGUGUGUGAGAAGGGGGAAAGUCUGAAAGUGAGUGAAUAGUUAACUGCGAGGAUCAUGUCAUCUACUCUCGUCAGUAGGCUCGUUAGAGAUAAACUGCGCCUCGCCUGCAAAGUGUACGAGAGCAGGCAGCUGCAGCAGGAGGUGGUGACAACGAGCUGCAAUCAAGUUGGAGGCUGAAUCCAAACGUCCACCCUCUGGACUUGCAGACUGAGCCCUCGCGGACUUCAGCUGUACGUAGUGUGAUGUGUUUACUGUCAUCAUUUAAAGUCUGUGACGGCAGAGACUGCAGGUGACAGCCCUUGAGACUGCUUGACUCGUUGCCGUGGAAAGGUUCAACUAUUGCUGCUGUCAUAUUUAUAUAUGUCAUAUAAGUUGAUGAACAGUGCCUACUCAUCUGUUGCUGAUUAGGGCUGCCACUAACAAUUAUUUUCAUUGUCGACUAAUCUGUCGAUUAUUUCUUCGAUUAGUAGACUAAUCAUUUCAUCGAAAAAUGUGUUCAAAUGUUGAAAAAUGUCGGUCUAUCUCGCCCAAACCCCAAAAUUACGUCAUCUAAUGUCAUGUUUCAUACUCACGCCAAAGGGUUUUAGUUCACUGUCACGGGAGAGUGUGUAAAGCUGCCAAUAUCUGAAACUAAGAAGCUGCAGUAAGAGUAUUUUGGGGUACUUUUAUAGUACUUUUCUAUGAAAAAUGACUCAAACCGAUUAGUCGACUACUAAAAUAGACGAUUAUUUUAAUAGUCGAUUAGUCAUCGAUUAGUCGACUAAUCGUGGCAGCCCUAUUGCUGAUAACGAGUUAUAAAUCCCAUGUAUAGCCUUUUUUUGUGACUAAACAAGGAUGCAUUAAUACAUCUUUAUAUAACAGGUGACACGUGUUCAAAAAUAGAAAUCUUUAUAAAUAAGGACAGGAAUAUAUAUCAAUAAAUUGGGUAUUUACUUAAAUGAGAAACCUUCUUUUGUUGUUUUUCGGCCAAUUUUUUUCACCUAAUAAACUGCUCAGUCUGAAAGGCCGCAAUAAUAAAAUGCAUUUUCAGUCCCUCUACGGCCUAGAUUUAUACAUAUUUCUGUGUCAUGACGUGGUCGAAUAUUAUUUCUGGCUGACACAAUUCAAGUAAAAUUUUAACAGGCCUAACUAUCAAUAACUAUUUUACACAUUCAUAAGGUUUUUUCGGCAGUUGAAAAACCCACAUCAUCACGUCUGUAUUGCAAUGAAUUGUGGGUUAUUAAAUCAGUGUCUGAUUCUGCUGAAGUCUACUGCCCAAGCAGACUCUCUGGAAGUCUGCAGAAAGUCCACUUGAGGCCGCUUGUGGACUGGCUGAAUUGUGGAUUUGGAGCCCUCAGCACUCCCAGACUUUCCGGGAAUGUGCCUGCAAAGUCGACGAGUCUGCAAGUGCGGUGAAGUCCAGACAUUUGGGCUAAAUCCAAAUGAAUCCAAACUCCUAUAUCAGUUUGUUCUCAGUCUCCAAUUAUUUUGAUUAGGAUAGAUUCAUUUAUUAAAAUGCUUUACAGGCGAUAUGUAAUUUAUGUUCAUGGUUCAACCUCCAUUUUACAUGAAUUCUCCUGUAAAUCAGCAUCAUAUGAGUUUGCUGCUGCAGAGCAGACCUGUCCCCUCAACUACAGAGGCUAAAUAAAUUGUGUCUUGACUGUAAGGUUAAUAUUUUCAGAGGAAAAAAAUACAAGACAACAGCUUUCAUUAAAGAUCAGUCAGAUAUAGUCAGGGCUUCACAUCUGUACAGAUAUCCUUUUAAGAAUCCUCACAUCCCACUGACCACAAGUCUCUGUGUUGCUAAUUACUUCAUGAUGUUUGGACUUAAAACAGUCCAACGUUAAUAUACAGUAGACUACAUAUAGUUUAUGAUACAGUUAAAAUGGCCAAAAAUGUGAAUAACUGUGUUGCAGGACGAUUUAAGGUUAGCCCCUACAUUUUCUGCUUGUGCUCCUAAAAUUUUUCAGUUAGGGGCUACAGUGCUCCUACUAAAAAAAGUUAGUCUGGAGCCCUGCAUUUCCAUAAAAAUAGGGCUACCUUCUUGAAGGUGUGUCCUUAACUGAUGAUGGCUUGUCUCGAGUGAUGAUGUUUCAAAGUAGAGUGCUGAUCCAUGGCUAAAAUCCCUUCUUAUUUUUGCUGCAUGUGUUUUUCCACAGCAGGGCAGGUAAAAGAAGUUUACCUGUUGGAGGUGAGCUGUUUGUAGAGGUGCAGUUAGAGCCUGUUGUCUGCAGCUCUAAAUCUAACAUCUCACUGUGGCUGUUUGUGCUUUUACUCUUCCUCCCUGCUGUAUUAUUAGAUUUGCCUUAAUUAAAGAAAAGCUGUUAAAGUUCUGCUAAUUCAGUUAUAACACAUUUCUUUUCUUCUCCACAGACAUUAGCUAGCACUAGCUAGCAAGUUCUGUUGGCUUGUUUGAGACAGUGGAGGAAGAUGAUAAACGUGGUGCAUUCAGGGAUACUCAGUCCAAGUGCCGGAGAGCACUCUGGCACGAACUGGACGUUAGUAAAUUUGUAAAACUGACACAAUGUACUGUUCAGUUAUCCAGAGCACCACACUCUCGGAGUGGCAGAGUACUCUCAGCACUCCAUCUGGAGAGAUGGAGCAGCAGACUGCCGAGCAAACCGCAAGUGUUACUUGAAUAAGUAAACACUGACCAACGUGACCAGACUGGCCGACCCGUAUGCUCUCACUCAGUGGAUGGAUGAUUUGACAGGAUUGCUGAAGGUGGGAAGGCUGGCUUUGUGGAUGAUUACUAUGCCAGUCUUACAAAGGAGGACAACACUUUUAAAGAUUUCCUCCAGUUUGUUUAGCUUUCUAAUGUUAGCUAAUGCGCUAAAAAGUUAGUGUUUGGAGACAUCCAAUAUUCCUCUUAAUACCUCCCCAACUUC